Messenger RNA from Trichoderma citrinoviride, 577 nucleotides. RefSeq lists its product as hypothetical. The record is from RefSeq and is a predicted model, not a curated record. The transcript is spliced from 3 exons. Lineage: Eukaryota; Fungi; Ascomycota; Sordariomycetes; Hypocreales; Hypocreaceae. Gene Ontology annotation, molecular function: holo-[acyl-carrier-protein] synthase activity; magnesium ion binding. Bases 8 to 577 code for a protein of 189 amino acids.
GCAGCAGAUGAAGCCUCUCAGGCCGUUUCCCUUCCCGCUCAACAUUGGGACGGACAUUUGCCGGAUAUCUCGCAUCUAUGCGAUCCUGAGGAGCUCCCGGGGCCCGCGGUUUGUGGACCGCAUCUUUUCUCCGGAAGAACAAGCGAGGAAAGAUGAGCGGCUGCAAUGUCUCGAUCAUCGUCCCCCGCUCGGCAAUGCCUUUGGGGAUGAGGAGGCAUUGGGAAGACAAUCCGGAAUGAAGAAGAAUCUUGGGAGCAGCGAGGAGAUUGCUCGGAGGGAUCCGGAGAGGUGGGCGGCUGCUUCGUUUGUUGCUGGGAGGUUCGCCGCAAAGGAAGCAGCCAUCAAAGCCCACUCUCAUCGGCGGCUCACCUUUCACGACGUUGUGAUUGAGCGGCGCGGGAGGCAGGAGGAGCGUCUGGGCAGUGGACCGCCCGUGGCGCGGAUCAAGGGCGGCGAGGGGGAUGCGGAGGAUGCGAGUGCGAUGAUUUCGAUCAGUCAUGAUGGUGAUUAUGCGACGGCGGUGUGUAUGGCGUAUGAUCCGAGUGUUUUAGAGCAGGGUGGCAAGCAGCUGUGCUAG